UUUUAAUGUUUAUAAAUUGAGACAGUCUAUCUUGGCGCUAAGCUUCCCGCGUUAUUUCCAUCGGUGAAGAUUCAACUACGGACUGAUUCAGGAAGCAGCUUCUCUUACUCACGAUGAAUGAACGUGACUUGAAGAAAUUAAAGUCAAAGAAGAAGGGUAAAGAGCGACGAGCUGCUCAAAAGGCAGAGAGAGCGAGACUAGCUGCUGCUCAGUUGCUGGUCAACCAAGCCAAUGCACAGACAGAUCCACUCUCCAAGUUCCCUUCGUUUGUCAACUAUGAGCGCAAUGGCCUGACCUGUAGUUUAAUAUGCAAGAAAGUGAAGGAGCUGGAGCCAGAGUUACUACAGUGGGCCAUGAAUCUUUGCAAGGAGAAUAUGCGACCUCUGUACGAGAAGAGCAAUCAGGGUUGGCAUGAGGAUGAGAAGGUGGAGGAGAUGACAGAGGAUGCUGCUUGGUACUUGAUUGUGCUGGACAAGGCAGUAAACAAACCUCUAGCAUUUUCUCACUUUCGUUUUGACAUGGAUUAUGGGGAUGAGGUUUUGUAUUGCUAUGAGCUACAACUGGAGGAGUCAUCCCGGAGGAAGGGACUUGGGCGGUUCAUGAUGCAGGUCCUGGAGCUUAUGGCUUUCUCUAACCAGAUGCAGAAAGUGGUGCUCACUGUCUUCAAACACAACCCAGAUGGCAUGAAUUUCUUCAAAAAGUGCAGAUAUGACAUUGAUGAAACUUCUCCAGUAGAUUCCUAUGAAGAAACCUUUGAUUAUUGCAUCCUUAGUAAGAUGAACAAGAUGAAGCCAACACAGAAGACUUCACUAUGAACAAGGAAUUUGUAAUAUACACAAGACUUUACUAGCUGUUCUGAAACUGUUUAGCAUUGAAGGCCUUUACGGACAAGGCUGGCCUUAGAAGGUGGUUGUCUCCUCCAUCUUCAGGCUACAGACAAAUCAGGAGGCGCCACAGCUGCAAUGCGCGGCACCACACCCUUAUUCAGAGGGAUGCCUCGCUUUGGUAUGUAGGGUGUUGUGCGCUCCACCAUCCUGGGAAGAAAGCCAUGAUACCUGAGUUAUGUCUCUUCCAAAAAAGUGGAUGAUAAAGAUGCAAUGUUUUUUUUUCCUGCUCUGUACAGUACAGGGAUUUCUCGAAUUAUGUGAGGGGUACAUUCCUGAAGUGAUUGCAUAAAGUGAACACGAUUCCUGAACUAAACUGUACAGUACAUGUUUGUAGUACAAAUGGGGAAGACUUAGUGACAUCUACUCUGGCUGUAUUCUACAUAGUUAUCGUCAUGUCUCACAGAAUUCUUGACCGUCACUCCACUGACUCUCUUAGGGCUGUUAACUUUAAAUAUAUAGAAAGAAACAGGUCCUUGAAGUAAUUUUUUUUUAUCUAAAUUAUUUUGACAUCAUAUUACUACUUUUUAGGAACAGUUAGAUAGUGUAUCCAAACAAAAGAAACAUGAUAAAUAGUAGAAGAUUAUGCCUGACACAUGCAGGUUGUGUGCGGCAAGGUUUGUUUGUUUGAGUUUUUGGAAAACUGAUCAUACUCCUCCUGGCAGAUAUUUAUAAUAAUACAAUAUUGCAUCAAAGAAGGACAUUAUUUAGGUGUCAUUACUGAUAUUUUAUUGUUAAAUUGAUAAUAAGAACUUUUGUGGAUUGUGCUCACACAAUGUUGACAAGAGUCCCCAUCACAGAACUAAACCAGCUGUGUAAAUUGAUUUCCUUGACAUCGUGUUAUUCAAAAUAAUUCGUGUAAUGUGAAAAAAUGACUACGGUUUUUACCUAGUGUUAUUUUAAAAUCGCAUAUUCUGAACUCGCAUAAAUCGAGAAAUCCCUACCUUACUAUCAACAACAACUGUUAGAAUGUUCCCUUAAAGAGUGGAAGAUAAAAGACAUGACUGAGGCUUUGUUCUCUUAUUUGUUACCUCAUAUUCUCACUAAGAACUCAAUUGUAUUAACAUUACUUUCAACUCUUUUUGAGAUUCAAUAAAACAAAACUAAGU
Molecule: messenger RNA, 1993 nt
Organism: Portunus trituberculatus (swimming crab)
Lineage: Eukaryota; Metazoa; Arthropoda; Malacostraca; Decapoda; Portunidae
Gene: Naa40
Product: N-alpha-acetyltransferase 40-like
Exons: 7
Coding region: 114-815 (233 amino acids)
Cellular component (GO): nucleus
Molecular function (GO): histone H2A acetyltransferase activity; protein N-terminal-serine acetyltransferase activity; histone H4 acetyltransferase activity
Source: RefSeq, a predicted model, not a curated record